Miniopterus natalensis is the source of this 2637-nucleotide messenger RNA. The record is from RefSeq and is a predicted model, not a curated record. Lineage: Eukaryota; Metazoa; Chordata; Mammalia; Chiroptera; Miniopteridae.
AGGGGGUUUCAAAAGCAUCAAGGUAAAUGAUUUAUUAAGGUAAAAUAGUUUCUCUAUGAAAAUAAAUUGUCUGCCUCAAGGAGAUCUAGAAAAGCAUAAUCCACUCUUACAAUUGAAAUAUUAAAGGACAUAUGCAUCUUGGAUAAAACUAAACAAAGUGAAAUAGCUAUAAGCUACAUUGAUCAACUGUGAUAAUGAACACUUAUGAAGCACCUGUUGUAACAAAGUGUUAAGCCCUUAUCUGUAGUAGUUUAUAAUUUUGAAUAUAAAACUUUAAAUAACCGUAUGCACAGGAUCCAAACAGUAGUUGAUGUUUAGUCUUUCAGGCAAUCAAAUAGUAAGGCACAUAAUUUAAAAAUCAUGUGCAGUUGAACAUCAGUAUAAUGUCUGUUUUUCCUCAGCCAUUUCAGCUGGGUGACUGAGUGGCAGUGUGAUUUAGAGCGCGGUGUGCCACAGUCCGCCUUCCCUGUCUUGCCUUUCCCCCUUUCUAACCAAGUCCUGCUAGAUCUUAUACAUCUACAGUACACGUGGGAAGAGUAGUACCUCAAAGAUUGCUUAGCCCAAAGCAAAAUGCUUUCCAUUUAUCACAUCAAGUUCAUUUUAAAAAGGCUUAUUAUGUCAGCUACGUGACUAAGCAGGAAAUGAUGGUGACAAGUUUUUGAAAGCAUAAUUUCUCCAAUAAACUAGCCUGUGAAUAUUGCCUCAGAAAAUUACUAUAUUUGUUAUUAUGUAAGUGCAAACAGGAAAAUUUGCUUAUGUGAGUCUGCAUGAUGUGGAAUUGCACAUUUCAAAAAGCUCAGUCAGAAGCUGGUCUUACUGUGCUUCUAGGCAACAGUAAGUGAAAGCUCUAAAUAUAGGGAAUGUUAGUUGUCACUUAAACAAAGAAAGGUAAAUGUUAACUUUCCUAAGCCUUACCUCAAAACUUAACUUUUCUACUUCAUUUAGAAGGUUAGAUGAUGUUACUUACAUAGUACAGUUAGAAAACUGAAUAAAUUACAUCCUGCUUUCCUUGCCUCUUAGCACUUAGAUUUCAUGCUUUGUGACUGUGCAUAUGCAUGUUUGUGUAUGUGUGUUUAUGAUAUUAGUAUUACUCUAGUUUAUAAUUAGCACUAAGUUGAUAUUCUUUGUCUAAAAUAAAUUUUAUAGCUACUCUAGAAGUAAUAGUAAUUGAAUUCCAAUCACAUUUACUCUGAUGCUUAAAUAUGAAAUUAAGAAUUUGAUUUUUAUGACAUAACUUUAAUUUUGAUAUAGGCCUCUCAGAGCUUAAUAAUUACAAUUGAUUUCCCCAAAAAGUAUGUUACUUAAUAAAUUUUAGGAAAAAAGCAAAAAACAGCUGUAGAGAAAAUAAAAAAUUAGCCUUCCUCAGUGGGAAUGGGAAUUAUAGAAAUACAGCAUUAACUAAAAUUUAAAAAUAGAUGUUAUAUUUUGGAAGGCAUUGCAGGUAUACUCUAAAAGGCCAUAGUAAAAAUAACCUUAAUGAUUGUCUAUUAUAUUUUAAUUUUUAAAAAUUUACCAACAAAUUUGAAAUUCAAGGCAAAUAACUUAAAUUGUAGUCAGUAAAUUCAUCUUUAGUUUGGACCUCUGAAUUUUGUCACUUUUCACCCUUUUGGCCAACAGAAUAAAAAUACAAUUAAAUGAAUAACUUCGUCUAGUUUUGCCUUAUACAGGUUUCUUUUUCUAAGGUUAUCACUAACUCUGUUCUUAUUAUAGGGUAAGUACUUGUCAAAUAGUAUUGAUUUGAUUUAGUAAAUGUAAGUUAUAGAUAAAUGGAUUGUUAUUUACCAGGUCCUCUUACUUUGGGAUCCAUCUUUUACAGAUGACUUACAGGAUGUAAUACAGAGAGCUGUCCAAAUUGGUGUUAAAAAGAUAUGUUUUUCAGUACAGUUGGAUGUCAUCCUACAAGAUGUGAUGAAUUUGAAAAGAAUAACCCCGAUAUUUACUUAAUGGAGUUGCUAAAUCUUGCUGAAAACAACAAGGGGAAAGUUGUGGCAAUAGGGGAAUGUGGACUCGAUUUUGACCGACUACAGUUUUGUCCCAAAGAUACUCAGCUCAAAUAUUUUGAAAAACAGUUUGAACUGGCAGAACAGACAAAAUUACCAAUGUUUCUUCACUGUCGAAACUCACAUGCUGAAUUUUUGGACAUAAUGAAAAGAAAUAGAGAUCGGUGUGUAGGUGGAGUGGUGCAUUCAUUUGAUGGUACCAAGGAAACAGCAGCUGCUUUGAUUGACUUGGAUCUCUAUAUAGGAUUUAAUGGUUGCUCACUGAAAACUGAGGCUAAUUUGGAAGUUUUGAAGUCAAUACCUAGUGAAAAAUUAAUGAUUGAGACUGAUGCACCUUGGUGUGGAGUCAAAAGUACCCAUGCUGGUUCAAAAUAUGUAAAAACGUCAUUUCCUACCAAAAAGAAAUGGGAAAAUGGGCACUGUUUGAAAGACAGAAAUGAACCCUGCCAUAUAAUUCAAAUACUGGAGAUAAUGUCAGCAGUAAGAGAUGAGGAUUCACUGGAAUUAGCCAAUACGCUAUAUAACAAUACCAUUAAAGUAUUUUUUCCUGACAUGUAAUUGGUAUGUAUUUUGCAUCAUGUAUGCGAAGUUUCAUGAUAAAACUUAAUGAAAGUUACAAUAAAGGAAUUCUCUGGAA